UGCGACAUACACUUUAUGCAACUCUUAUAUUUCCAACACAAAUGUAUUACUUUACAGGUUACAUUCCGAACACGCAUCUAUCAUUGCAAUAUAAAUAGUCAAGGAGUUAUCUGCUUGGACAUAUUAAAGGACAAUUGGUCCCCUGCGUUGACAAUUUCAAAAGUCUUAUUGUCAAUAUGUUCCCUUUUAACAGACUGCAAUCCAGCUGAUCCACUGGUAGGUAGUAUAGCCACGCAAUACCUACAAAAUAGAGAAGAACACGAUCGCAUAGCGCGGCUUUGGACCAAACGCUAUGCUACAUGAGCAUAUUCUUAAUUUGUAUUAAACUCCUAUUAGUCUCAUGCCAACUUAUGAUCAUUGCCGCUCUCAUACAACUUGUCUCAUAUGUAGCCUGUACACAUCUUUAUCUAUGAUCAUGUUGGUCGGAUAAACAUAAAGUGAGCGAAGACCGUUUGAGAUCAGCUCAAACAUGAUUGUGAUGUGCUUUUAUGUAGAGUAUGUAAUGUGCCUAAGACGGAUGAAUGUGCGUGUAAGUGUUUAAACAGUGUGCUAGGGCAUAACGAGACAGAGGAGUUUUUUCACUUAAAAAGUUACAAUGAGAUAGUAUUUAAAUGAAUUGUAUUGUUCACAAACAAUACCACCCACAAUGCCGCUAAUGUUUUUAGAAUAGGAGAUAACAUGAACAAUAUUGGUAAUCUAAACUGUAAGUAAUUAAUAGAUCUAUAUGCGAUAAAAACGUAAGUGUAGAGGCCCAUUUUUCCAUAAUUAAACUCCCAUAUUUUUAUAUUGAAUUGUCUUAAAUUUAAAUUAUUAUGUUCGCACAUGUGACGCCUAACUCAAGAUGUAAGGCUAACAGCAUGGAACUAUAAUUUAGCUACUGCAAAACUACCGCAUUCAAUUUUGUGUUCAUAAUACAGUAAUUGUAACGUUCUGCACGAGAGAAGCAGACGUCAUGCUUGCGCUAGCAGACAUAAUUAAAUUGUCUGGGCCCACCCGCAAAAAUAUAUAUUGUAACUGUAAAUAAAUAUUAUUUACUGCAUA
Temnothorax curvispinosus is the source of this 1041-nucleotide messenger RNA. RefSeq names its product ubiquitin-conjugating enzyme E2-24 kDa-like. Bases 16 to 303 code for a protein of 95 amino acids. The record is from RefSeq and is a predicted model, not a curated record. The transcript has 2 exons. Gene Ontology annotation, cellular component: nucleus. Lineage: Eukaryota; Metazoa; Arthropoda; Insecta; Hymenoptera; Formicidae. Gene Ontology annotation, biological process: protein polyubiquitination. Gene Ontology annotation, molecular function: ubiquitin conjugating enzyme activity.